CAACUUAACGCCCCCUGCGCCUUCAACGAUAGCGGUCGGAUCAGGAAUUGAUCAAUUGGACCGAUUAUUAUCAUCGCUGGUCGAAGGAAUCAUUGGAUUUAACGUCCUCACUCGACUGUCCCUGCCUUCUCAGAUCUGACAGGGGCCUCAAACCGCCAACGCCUAUCUUUUAUCAUCGAUUGCCUCAAGGACCAAGGAAUUUUCUAUAUUCUCGACUUCUCUCUAUAGCCACAAUGUCUGCUCGUCCUUUGUCGCUUUGCCUCCGCGCCCGCUGCCUGCCCCGCAGAUCCCAGAACAUCCAGGGUUUCUCAACUCGUACCAACCUCCGUGCCGCUGAUCAUGGUGAUCACUACGACCCUCCAACCGGGUGGCUUUUCGGUGUCAAGCCAGGCCAGAAGUAUGUGAAGGAAGGCUGGGAGAACAUCUGGUACUACGGUUUCAUUGGCAGCUUGCUGGUUGCCGGUGUCGCAUAUGUCUACAAGCCUGACACUUCGAUACAAACAUGGGCUCUUGAAGAGGCACGACGGAGGCUGGAAGCCGAGGGUAUCUUGGAGGAUCCCGAAAAAGCUCAGAGGAAGUAAAAGGACUUUUGUCCGGUUAUUUCCUUGUACAUUGUACAUAGAGCGGUCGGACAUGGAAAACAAUUUCGGAUGAGAUGUUGUACCUGUGCCACCAGACACGAUUUGCAGGCCCGGUCUAAACAGGUCUUUUUAUUUUCUCCACCUUAUUCCUUUUUAUUCUUACAUUCUGCUGUACUCUGUCAACGUAUAUUCCGGGAUGCUUUCACCGAUUGCUUUAGAGAGUUCAGAAACCAGGGAAUGCAACAUCCAAGUGCAAAAAG
Messenger RNA from Aspergillus alliaceus, 841 nucleotides. RefSeq lists its product as uncharacterized. Lineage: Eukaryota; Fungi; Ascomycota; Eurotiomycetes; Eurotiales; Aspergillaceae. The coding region runs from base 234 to 581 and encodes 115 amino acids. The transcript is spliced from 2 exons. The record is from RefSeq and is a predicted model, not a curated record.